Thamnophis elegans (Western terrestrial garter snake) is the source of this 942-nucleotide messenger RNA. RefSeq names its product olfactory receptor 10A4-like. Lineage: Eukaryota; Metazoa; Chordata; Lepidosauria; Squamata; Natricidae. The record is from RefSeq and is a predicted model, not a curated record. Gene Ontology annotation, molecular function: olfactory receptor activity; G protein-coupled receptor activity. Gene Ontology annotation, cellular component: membrane. The transcript has 2 exons. Bases 1 to 942 code for a protein of 313 amino acids. Gene Ontology annotation, biological process: G protein-coupled receptor signaling pathway.
AUGGGUGGUGGCAAUCAAACUAGCGUUACAGAAUUUAUUCUUAUAGGAUUUUCCAGUUACCCUGAGCUUCAAGUACCCCUUUUCAUAAUUUUCUUUCUUGUUUAUACAAUAUCUCUGACUGGAAAUGUCCUCAUCAUACUUGUCACAACAGUAGACCCUGCACUUCAUAGUCCCAUGUACUUCUUCCUCCGAAAUCUCUCUCUCUUAGAUAUUUGUUUCAAUUCAGUAAUUGUUCCAAAAAUGCUAGGUGAUCUUAUUUUGCAAAAGAAGACCAUUUCAUAUAUAGGCUGCUUCACACAGUUGUAUUUCUUUUUUUUCUUUGGUACAGUUGAGUGCUGCCUUCUUGCUGCAAUGGCAUAUGACCGCUAUGUUGCCAUUUGUAAUCCAUUACGCUAUCCAGAAAUUAUGAACAGAAAAGUAUGUUUUCAACUAGCUGCAACCUCGUGGUUUUUAGCCUUUCCUAACUCUACUGUAUCUGCCGUCACUGUUUUUAGUGUGCCAUUCUGUGGGCCUAAUGCAGUUAAUCAUUUCUUUUGUGAUAGUCCCCCACUGUUAGAGUUGGCUUGUGCUGAUACAUACAUUGUUCAAAUUGAGGCUCUCACAACUACUGUGAUAUUCAUAGUGUUUCCUUUCCUCCUUAUAUUAUUCACAUACGUCUGCAUCAUUAUUGCCAUCUUGAGAAUGUCCUCAGCAGAGGGGAGGAAGAAAGCCUUUUCAACAUGUUCAUCUCAUCUUCUGGUGGUAACCUUAUUUUAUGGCACAGCUAUAUCUACUUACUUCAACCCCAAGUCAAAGUACUCUCCAGACACAAAAAAGUUUCUUUCCCUCUCCUAUACAGUCAUCACACCAACAUUAAACCCUAUUAUCUACAGUUUAAGAAACAAGGAGGUCAAAGCUGCAAUGAAAAGGAUAUUAUAUCAGAAAAUGUGUAGAACAAAAUAA